GGGUCACUUCGGCAGCUUCACGUCAGGAGGAGCGACGUCCUGCUGGUUUCACGUCAAAUGGACGUUUUAGUUUUCACAACAUAGGAAGAAGCUCGGAGGGACUGAGCAUCGUCCUGUGGUCUUCAUGGAUCCAGAGUUCGAGACCCACUGCUCCGAGCUGGUGGCCCGAGAGAGGAGCGGACAUACGGCUGUGGUGGAGGACAACCUGCUGUAUGUGUGGGGGGGCUACGUGUCAAUUGCUGAGGAUGAAGUUUUCCUACCCAGCGAUGAAAUCUGGGAGUAUGACUUACAACAAGGUGUCUGGCGAGUGUUUCAUAUGACAGGUGACGUGCCUCCCUCCAUGUCUGGGAGUUGCGGCUGCUCCCUGAACGGACACAUGUACAUAUUUGGAGGGUGUGAUGACAACAGACAGACCAAUGAGCUCUACUGUGUCAACCUGACGGACGGUGAAUACAGGUGGAAGAAGACCGUACACGAGACAGGCUCUGCUCCGUCCCCUCGAGACAAAUUGUCCUGCUGGGUUUAUGAAGGACGGUUAAUCUACUUUGGAGGAUAUGGUCACAAACUCCUGAGUGAUGUCGACAGCAGGAACAGAAGCUUCAUUGUAGAUGAAGCAGCAUGGGUGGAGGAUGUUUUCUGGGGAUGGAACAAUGAGGUUCAUAUAUUUGACCCCAGGCAAGCCAGCUGGAGUGAACCACAAACCCAUGGCCGUGCUCCCGCCCCCAGGGCUGCCCACGCCUGCGCCACCGCUGGUCACAGAGGAUACGUGUGUGGAGGCAGAGUCAUGGAAACCAGAACAACUGACAUUCACUGUCUGGACUUUGAAUCAUGGACCUGGUCAGAAAUAAAUCCGAUGUCCGCGGCUCCGGUGGGCAGAUCGUGGCAUACACUCACAGCAGUAUCAGACAGCACCUUGUUCCUGUUCGGAGGUCUCAGCUCAGACUGCAAACCAAUGAGUGACGGGUGGCUGCUUGAUGUUGAAACAAAAACAUGGAGAGAAGUGGAACAUCCCUAUAAGGAUAAGCCAAGGUUGUGGCACACAGCGUGUCCAGGGAAAGACUCUGACGUCAUUGUGUUUGGUGGAAGUUGUGACUACAUCCUCCUUGUUGACACUGGUCACUGCAAUGAUGCACUCGUUUUCCAGAUGCAGCCGUAUCCUCUAUUCAGGAUUUGUGAAGACUUCAUUGCAAAGAACGUGAAGGACCAUGAAAUGCUCAGAAACCAGUUUCCGCUCCUGCCUCCUAAACUCCUCGCAGCAGUGAAGAGGAGGAUGUUGUUCUACAGACCUUCAAAGAAGCAAAAACGUACCUAAGUGAACAACUUGUACCUAAAUGCCAACAACAAUGCAAUAUCAAUGCAAUUUUUAUGUAUGUAUGGUUCUCCCUUCAGUGAGAAUAUCUAUCUCACACUGCGGGGCAGUAUUUUAAAAUAUUUUAUGGUGUUAAUAUAUUUUAUGGUGUUCAUGUGAUGACUGUAUGAUCAAAUAACACAGUGGAAA
Paralichthys olivaceus (Japanese flounder) is the source of this 1498-nucleotide messenger RNA. RefSeq names its product kelch domain-containing protein 1. NCBI's taxonomy places the organism in Eukaryota, Metazoa, Chordata, Actinopteri, Pleuronectiformes, Paralichthyidae. The record is from RefSeq and is a predicted model, not a curated record. Gene Ontology annotation, molecular function: protein binding.